This is a messenger RNA of Ilyonectria robusta, 2869 nucleotides long. Its product is annotated as Rgp1-domain-containing protein. Gene Ontology annotation, cellular component: Golgi membrane; Ric1-Rgp1 guanyl-nucleotide exchange factor complex. The record is from RefSeq and is a predicted model, not a curated record. NCBI's taxonomy places the organism in Eukaryota, Fungi, Ascomycota, Sordariomycetes, Hypocreales, Nectriaceae. The coding region runs from base 219 to 2681 and encodes 820 amino acids. The transcript is spliced from 2 exons. Gene Ontology annotation, biological process: retrograde transport, endosome to Golgi.
UGAACCUCCUCCUCCAUCUCCUUUCAACGAGUCCCCGAUUCCCAUGACGUUGCAUUUCGAGUUCCCAUCCAUCGCCUCAUCCCAUCAACCUCCGCCCGCCCCGUCUGCCGCGCGCAUCUCGCCCCCGGAUACGACAAUGCCCCCGUGUGGAAAUGCUGCAUCUGCCCUCGCAUAGCCGCCGCCGAAUUGCACGCGCUCGUCUCUGAGGGCCGUCCGCCAUGGCGCCCGACGCCUCGAGCAACAUCCGCGUCUUCAUUCGCUGGCACGAGCAGACCGUCUUUGCCGGCGAAGAAGUCAAAUGCACCAUCACCUUCAAGAACGUCGCGUCCGAGUCGAGCCAGUCGAAGCAACCGCCGACGUCUGAGCGCAGUCGCAUCUCCUCGCCGCUUCGCCCCAAGUCCAACCACGGCUUGACCCCGCCGUCGUCGUCGGCUACCUCGGGCAGAGGGCAUCACCGGUCUGCUCUGUCGCUGAGCGUCCCAUCGAGUCGUACUCACAGCCGAUCGGGCUCUGUGCAAUGGCCGGCGCCGUCGAGCAGCACGAGUGACCGCCAUCCGCCCUCUGGCCCUGGCCACGCACAUAAGCGCUCCCUCUCCAUCGUCUCGAUCGGGUCGACCAGCACGAUAGACGACCAUUCCCAACGAAACGAGGCGCCAAUACGGCCGCCGCGACAGGCUCGUGGCCAUGGACGCGCAUCGAGCUUGCAGAUUGCUCCCCGUGGCCAGAACCAGCCGCCCCCUGGGCCCCAGUCGGCGUCCUUCUCGCCGAGGCUGUCAAGUUCUCCCUUAUUUCAUUCAUCAUAUCCUCCUCCCGACCGGUUUGGCCGGAUGUCACGUCCUCCAACCGCGCCCAAUACCCCACGUGUGAGCAAUCAACGUAGGUCACCUCGGUCGUCGCCAAACCUGAUGCCAGAAUUCCGAUUCCCUGCAGCUGCAUCACCGACGCUUGAGGCAUCCCCAAACCAACCGGGUGCGCUAAAUGAGCGCAUGCUUAGCCCCAUUGGACAUACAGAAACUAAUAACUUGGCAAUUCGAUCCAACUCGGUGCCGACCAUUAACGAGCAACCCGCUCCCGCCGCCAGGAUAUUGGCAAGCGGGAUACUCGGAGGAACGCCGCGAAGUAGCGGCGAGUUUUAUUCCGUAAGCAACAACUCUUCAGAAACACUGGUUUCUGAGUACCCGACCCAACCGCCAGCAAGAGGACAUGCGCGACCUCUCCGGCGGAGCAUAGGUCUGCCCCCACCGCAGCCAAAGGCGCCAGAAUCAUUGAUGAUGGGGUACGCUCAACUACAAGGCUCAUUCACACUGGACGGAUCCUUGGUCAGCCUGGGACAAUUUGAGCAAGUCAAGAAGAAGGCAAUUGUGGGCCAGGGUGGCGGUGUCGUGGGUAUAGAUUCUGCGAAACGCGACAGUGGGCUCUUGCGAGGCUUCGGCUGGGGCAAAAUCAGCAGUUCCCUGGGAGACUUCCUUGGUGGAGGCGAACUGAGCACGAUCAAGGAGAUGCGGGGAGUUGCCAACUCGAAAUCGGUCCCACUCCUUACCACCCCACAGUCGAUCUUAUUCGUGGACCUGCAGUUGGUACCUGGAGAGAGUCAGGAAUUUGAAUAUUCAUUCCGGCUUCCAAAAGGCCUCCCCCCAACACACCGUGGAAAGGCGGUUAAAAUAUCAUACAGCUUGGUCGUGGGAACCCAGAGAGUCGGCGGAGCCAAGGAGCAGCAGGUUCGGUCUGUCGAGGUCCCCUUUCGCGUUCUCGGGAGCGUCAACAGUCACGGCGAAAUCCUCGGUCACGACCUCAUGAACCCAUACGUGCUGCUUCGUGACCAGGCCCAGGUUAAGAGUCCCUCCACUAACGGCAAGGAACAAAAGAGCAACGGGGUCAAUGGAGUUAAUGGUCGACCAUCGACGAUCAAUGACUUCUUACUUUACGUGGAUGACCUAGUUUCAAGACCAAGAGAUGAGAGCGGCAGCAUUUUGCUGCCAACUUCAGCCGGCGGAGCUUCUCGAAGACCUUCAGCGUUUGAGGAGGCAACCACUACACAAGAAUCUAUCCACCUCGCCAUCAUGAGAAGCAAUAUGGCAUCUGGAGGGCAGCAGAGCCCCAAUCGAUUUGAGAUUGCACGGAACGGACAGCGAGUCGGAGUAGUUAUGCUCACACGACCGGCUUACCGACUAGGAGAAGUUGUGACUAUGGCAGUCGAUUUCACCGACGCUGAUAUCCCAUGCUACGCGAUGCACUCCACUCUGGAGACGUCCGAAAAAAUAGACCCAUCAUUGGCGGUACGAUCAGAGUCAAGCAUUCAUCGGGUGACGCGCAAGGUCCAUGCCGCGUCAUCGGAGGCAACGCUUUAUACUCGACGGGUCACGUUUAAUGCUACGAUUCCAAUCACGGCAACCCCCGAAUUUGUUACGAGCGGAGUUAGCUUGGACUGGAAGGUCCGGAUCGAAUUCGUGGUGCCUUCACAAGGGAGCGACGAUUCAGAGGGCAGAGAGCGACCAGCUGCUCACCCGCUGCUCGAACAAAUUUCACAAGAUGAGAAGGGGGGCCAGGUACUUGUGGCGGUGGAAAAUCUUGUGUGUGAGAGCUUUGAGAUUGCGGUGCCUCUGCGUGUGUACGGAGCAGUCGGGACGGGAUUGGAGCGACUCGAGCGAGACGAGGCGUCGGAGGAAGGCCUUGCAGUGUAAGGAAGGAGACAUAGAAGCAAGAUGGGCUGUCUGACUGGUGUUGGAUAUGUCAAGUGAAUGGCUUGAUUUACGCAAGAGGUAUAAGAGAGGUUGGUACUCGGGCGUGUUGGGAUAUAGCAUAGCAUUUUAACGGGGCGGGACAGAGGACAGUACGAGACCAUCCUUGAUUAAUAAAGCCGAUAGCAGCU